AAUAAGAACAGACUCACUCAGUAACUCAGGAGAGAGAGAGAGGAAUAGAAAGAGAGAGAAGGUGUCAGCAAUAUCAUCAGAGCCAUUAGUUUUAUCCAUGUACAGAAGAUUCUGCAACCAAUGGACUCUGCAAAAAUACCCUUUAAAACUAUCAGCCCAACAGGAACAAAACCUCUCUCUGUGUCUCUGAAAUCUACCAAGUUGUUGUUGAUCUUUCCCUCUUCCUGUUCUUCUUGUUCUCCUUCUUGGUUUUUCUAGAGAUUAAAAUUUCCUUCUUGUUUCUCUCUAUUUCAAAAAAAUGAUGAACACAAGUGCAAGUGCAAGCGCAAGAAACAGGUCUCCUUUCACAGCAAUUCAAUGGCAAGAGCUUGAGCAUCAAGCUCUAAUCUUCAAAUACAUGGUUGCAGGGACACCUAUCCCACCAGAUCUCCUCUAUAGUGUAAAAAGAAGCUUGGACUCUUCAAUUUCUUCAAGGCCCUUCCCUAACCAUCCCAUUGGCUGGGGAUGUUUUGAGAUGGGAUUUGGCAGAAAAGUAGACCCAGAGCCAGGAAGGUGCAGAAGAACAGAUGGGAAGAAGUGGAGGUGCUCAAAGGAAGCAUACCCAGAUUCCAAGUACUGUGAGAGACACAUGCACAGAGGCAGAAAUCGUUCAAGAAAGCCUGUGGAAGUUACAUCAACUGCAACAACAACAACGACAACAAACACCACCACCAACAACCUUUCACCACCUAUCCCAUCAAUCAACAGAAACCUUUCCAUAAACACACCCACCACCAUUCCCACAACAACAACAACACCAACGAACUCUUCUUUCUCUGUCUCUCCACUUUCUGAUACAUAUCCUCAACACCAUCCUUACCAUGAUUCCACUGCUUAUCCCUUCCUUUAUUCACAUUCUUCCUCUUCAAGACAACCUCUUUCUGGUUUUUUACCUCAAAAUAACACUACCCAUCAGCUAUUUUUGGACUCUGGAUCCUACUCUCAGGCUGAUAAAGAUUACAGGUGUCUUCAUGGAGAAAGAGAGGGUGUGGAUGAGAGAGCUUUCUUCCCAGAGGCUUCAGGGUCUGCCAGAAACCUACCUGAUUCAUACCAGAGAUUAACAAUGGGCCCCUACAAAGCUUACUCCCACACACAGUUUCAAAGCCUUACUGAUAGUUCAAAACCUCAGCAGCAGCAACAAGACCAACAUUGCUUUGUUUUGGGUACUGAUUUCAAGUCACCAGGACAAGUUAAAGCUGAGAAAAAACCUGAAAUCCACAAACCAAUGCACCAAUUUUUUGGAGAGUGGCCACCAAAGAACACAGACACCUGGCUUGAUCUUGCAUCAAAUUCAAGAAUCCCUGCUGAUGAUUGAAAGUCUCAUAAUAGUGAUACUGGUUAUUUUGAUCAUGGCCAAAAGAGUCCUUGGUGUUGGUGGGGUCAAUAUCUAUAACUUCUUGUGGUUAGGGAAAGCUUUAUUUAGCUAAAGGUUGUUGGUGAAUAAUGUAGGGUCACAACAGGAUUUCUGCUCUUUUGCUUUUCUUGAUACUUAUUUUCUUCUUCCUCCCCUUAAAGAAACAUGUUUGGGAUUUGUAGACUUGCUUGUUUGAGUGGAAGCAUCAUGAUUUGCUUUGGGGUCCCUUAAAUCUAAACUGUGUAGUAAUUGAAGCACCUUUCAUAUGGGUUUGUGCUUUAUGGUUAUACCAGUUAAUGUACGUGGACCCGUCAAAUAA
Quercus lobata is the source of this 1712-nucleotide messenger RNA. Its product is annotated as growth-regulating factor 5-like. Gene Ontology annotation, cellular component: nucleus. Gene Ontology annotation, molecular function: ATP binding. The record is from RefSeq and is a predicted model, not a curated record. Gene Ontology annotation, biological process: DNA-templated transcription; developmental process; regulation of DNA-templated transcription. The transcript is spliced from 4 exons. The coding region runs from base 299 to 1354 and encodes 351 amino acids. Lineage: Eukaryota; Viridiplantae; Streptophyta; Magnoliopsida; Fagales; Fagaceae.